AAUAAACAUCAAUGCCUUGUUUUAGGUUUACGAAGGGGAAAGAGCCAUGACCAAAGAUAAUAAUAUCUUGGGGAAAUUUGAAUUGACUGGUAUUCCGCCUGCUCCCAGAGGAGUCCCUCAGAUCGAAGUGACCUUUGACAUUGAUGCCAACGGCAUUCUCAAUGUGUCUGCAGUGGACAAAAGCACCGGAAAGGAGAACAAGAUCACCAUCACUAAUGACAAAGGUCGACUGAGCAAGGAAGACAUUGAGCGCAUGGUGCAAGAAGCAGAACAGUUCAGAUCUGAAGAUGAAGCCCAGAGAGACAAGAUCACUGCCAAAAAUUCUCUUGAGUCUCUGGCCUUCAACAUGAAGAGCACAGUGGAGGACGAGAAGCUCCAAGAAAAGAUCAGUCCUGAGGACAAAAAGACCAUCACAGAUAAGUGUAACGAAGUAAUCGCCUGGCUGGACAGGAACCAGACAGCUGAGAAGGAAGAGUAUGAGCACCAACAGAAAGAGCUGGAGAAAAUUUGCAACCCAAUAAUCUCUAAGCUGUACCAGGGGGGAAUGCCAGGAGGAAUGUCGGAGGAAUGCCUGGGAGGAAUGCCAGGAGGAAUGCCAGGAGGAAUGCCAGGAGGAAUGCCAGGAGGCUUCCCUGGCGGAGCCGGAGCUGGUUCUUCCUCUGGCCCAACCAUUGAGGAAGUCGACUAAAUAUGAGCAAUAAGCACAACAGUUACUUAUCUUAGCUUGAUUACAUGUACUGGCUGUUCAAACCAUGCAUUUUGUGGCAAAUGGGCACACCAUAAAAAUUCAACUUAUAUUUGCUCUACAGCAUUACUCUUAGUGUAAUGAGCUAUUGCUGAAAUAGCAACAGGCUCCUUCUUGCCAGAAAGAGUCUGGGUCUCUGAACUUUGUCCCUUUCAGACAUAAUUGCAAAUCUUUAUAGAGAUGUUUUAGAGGCCAGCACAAAUACGUUUGUACACACCUGUGAAGUAAAUAGUAAAGUAUGUAUGGUUCUCAACACUUUUGGCAAAUGUGAAGCAGACCCCUGAAUUAAAGUUUGCCCAACCAUAUUUCAAUGCAAGAGCUUUUUGUGAUAUCACUAUUCAAGCUUUGUAAAUUCAGAGACAUUUCAGAUUUUUUUCAGAAGAGCUCAAGCUUGGCUCCAUUGGAUGGACAGUCUUUGUAAACAACAUAUUCUAAUUCUAAUCAGAAGAAAAUCACAAUCACAAUUAAAUUUGACCUAUUCCAUUCAGACACAUGUGCUUUCAUUUGAACCGCUCCAUUUUCAGCUCUGUAUGUAUGUUUCUGGUCAUCGUCUUGCUGUAAAGUGACCUUCAACCCCAGUUUUAAAUUUUACAGGAGUCCUUCCAACAUUGCCUUGUAUUUAAGAACACAAUCCAUCAACUCUGUCCACUUUCCAAUCCCUACAAAGAAAAGCCUCCCCGCUGCACAAACUUACCACCAGCAUCACCAUAAGGCAAAAGGUUGAAUUUUUGGUCUGAUGUGACCAGAGUACCUUCUACCACAUAUUGAACUUGUUGCAAAUUGCACAGACAACUGAGAAAAAAUGUUCACUUUUGAAUAGUCAAACAUUUCAGACAGUCAUUCAGAUGAGUUAAACAGUGAGACAAAACAUGUUUAAA
This is a messenger RNA of Poeciliopsis prolifica (blackstripe livebearer), 1623 nucleotides long. RefSeq names its product heat shock cognate 71 kDa protein-like. Gene Ontology annotation, biological process: cellular response to unfolded protein; protein refolding; vesicle-mediated transport. NCBI's taxonomy places the organism in Eukaryota, Metazoa, Chordata, Actinopteri, Cyprinodontiformes, Poeciliidae. Gene Ontology annotation, cellular component: nucleus; plasma membrane; cytosol. The transcript is spliced from 3 exons. Gene Ontology annotation, molecular function: heat shock protein binding; misfolded protein binding; ATP hydrolysis activity. The record is from RefSeq and is a predicted model, not a curated record. Bases 47 to 688 code for a protein of 213 amino acids.